Molecule: messenger RNA, 817 nt
Organism: Saccostrea cuccullata (small rock oyster)
Lineage: Eukaryota; Metazoa; Mollusca; Bivalvia; Ostreida; Ostreidae
Product: lactadherin-like
Exons: 6
Coding region: 1-759 (252 amino acids)
Source: RefSeq, a predicted model, not a curated record
AUGGAUGUUCCUGGAUCCGGAAAUCUAACUUUUGAAAUCAUUGCUGGAUCGCUUCCAUAUGGGGUGUUCCUUGAUUCAGAAAACCGCCGGAUAUAUGGUAUUGUGCCAGAUCAUGAUGCUGAGUAUACAUUUACUGUAAGAGCCAAAACCGAAUACGGAAAAUUUGCAGAUGCCGUUUUCCACUUUGAUUCAUAUGAAUCAGAUCAAUGUCAAGAACAUCCUUGCCAUAACAAUGGCGUAUGUAAUGAAACUCGUGAAGGAUUAGGCUACACAUGUCUUUGUGAUGGGCAUUAUGGUGGAGUUAAUUGCGACGCAGACUGCAGGUUAAACAGCAUUGGAGUACAGAACAGACACAUCAUUCCUGAUGCUCAUUUAUCUGCAUACUUGUCACGUAACCAAUCACUGGCUACAGAGGCAAGGUUUAAUAGCAAUGCUUCAGCGGGCUGGUGUGGGGAAAACGCCAACUCAUGGAUACAAGUAGAUUUGGGUAAUAAGGGGAGAAUAUUUGCUGUGACCACUAAGUCUGGGGAUAUUAACCGAAAAAUGGAAUCUUUCACUCUGUCCUGUAGCACUGAUGGCACCAGAUUUUCAGACGUUUUCGAUACGAACACAACUACAACUUAUGUAUUUUCCAGUGCUAUCGGGGCAUUAACCCAGCCUCUUCCUGAUCCUGUCACGUGUCGGUUUGUGAGACUCCAUCCCAAGUCCUACAAAGGUCAUCCGUGUCUGAAGUUUGAACUUCAUGGUUGUGUUCCUUAACGUGAACUAGUGGACUGCAACUGACUUAAUAAUUUUUCAAAUAAAAUUCUACAAUGUU